GGUUUUUGCGUUGUGGAAACUCAUACAAGAUAAGCGGAAAAAGUUGCCAGCCCAAGCAAAAAUCCGAAAAAAAUAACAAAAAUUCCAAGUCGGCAAUACUUACAAUAUCACGUAUCUGUCAGAUACAACAUUUUGUCGUAUCGCGUAGUACGCUUCCAGAAAUCUGCAGUUUAACGGAAAACAUACAUCAGAGAAGACAUGGAGGUGAACCAAAAAUGGAACUGGGACUCCAAGCCAAUUCUGGUCAAAUGCGGAGGAUUCUCCUCGCAAUUGGCCAAGAAUGUCACCGAAAAAGUGGACGGUGAUCCACUGUGGGGAUCGCGAUUCGAUGCCACCAAUCCGGAAGCUGUGAUCCAAACACAUCUGGACUUUCUCCGCAACGGAGCGGAUAUUAUUCUAACCAACACGUAUCAGUCCAGCGUCGAGGGAUUCGUGAAGUACCUGGGCGUUACCAGAGAACGAGGUGUGGAGUUGAUUCAAAAAAGUGUACAACUGGCCAAGCAGGCAAAGGAACAGUACCUAAGCGAAAUCGGUUCUGAAGCGGACUCGGCUCUUCCCCUGAUCAUGGGCUCAAUAGGUCCAUAUGGCGCCUAUCUCCACGAUGGAUCUGAGUACACCGGCAACUAUGCGGACAAGAUGUCCAAGGAGCAGCUGAAGGCGUGGCACACGGCAAGAAUCGAGAUUUGUCUCGCAGCUGGAGUGGAUGGAUUGGCCUUGGAAACACUUCCCUGUCUGAUGGAAGCAGAGGCAGUCACCGAAUUAGUACUGGACAACUUUCCGGAUGCCAAAUUCUGGGUCUCCCUGCAGUGCAUGGAUGAGAAGCACAUGGCUAGUGGAGAAAGCUUCGCGGAGGCGGCUCUCUCCCUCUGGCGGUUGGUCCAAAGUCGGAAGGCCGAGAACCGGCUCCUUGGGAUCGGACUGAACUGUGUAAACCCACUAUUUGUGACCCCUUUGCUAUCAUCGCUUACCAAAGUGGCCGGUUCGGAUCGCAUCCCACUGGUGGUCUACAGCAAUCGGGGCGAGAUCUACGACGUCGAGCAGGGAGAUUGGACUGGAACCGGCGAGGAGGUGGUCAAGUUUGUGCCCGAGUGGAUCCAGCUGGGAGUGCGCAUCGUUGGCGGCUGUUGCCGGGUCUAUCCGACGGACGUGUUGGCGAUCCGCAAGUACGUCGAUGGCCUCAACAUAAAGCCGUAAUCGGGCGAGAACUCCGGACACUGAUAGCAGCCUUGUCGCUAAUGCGAAAGCUGUUUCGUGUGACUAGACCUAGACCUAUUUAGUUUGCUAAAUACAUAUACGCGAGUACUAGAUGUACCCAGA
Drosophila sechellia is the source of this 1317-nucleotide messenger RNA. It is a transcript of the gene Bhmt, whose product is annotated as Betaine-homocysteine S-methyltransferase. The transcript has 2 exons. The record is from RefSeq and is a predicted model, not a curated record. Gene Ontology annotation, molecular function: S-adenosylmethionine-homocysteine S-methyltransferase activity; zinc ion binding. Gene Ontology annotation, biological process: S-methylmethionine cycle. Bases 199 to 1194 code for a protein of 331 amino acids. Lineage: Eukaryota; Metazoa; Arthropoda; Insecta; Diptera; Drosophilidae.